GCAAGCUGACUGAGGCAUGAAUGCUCACUUGAGUGCACGUUCUUGCUUCCCCAAAGCACCCAGGGAAAGAAGGAUUCAUGUACGAGACUUUCUGCUGCUUAUGACUGUGUUUCAAGGGGUGAUGUAACCUCUGCAAUGUAAAGGCAAAGAACCUUGUUCCUGAGUGAAGCAGCUGAUGACUAUUUUUCCUUCACCAGACUGUGAUCAGAGGAUGCAAAGAGAAGGUGCCAUCAUGUGAAUGUGAAACAGCUAAAUAAGAAACAGGACUCCUGGGAAGGCUGAGCUGAAACCGCUUGUGCACAGAAUGACAGACUGAUUUGCUGCUGGAGACAAGAUCAGGAAACCUUGCUCCUCCAAAAGACUUUUCCCGAGUGAGAGGAGAGGAACAGGAGGAAGCACACAAAAGAGCGAUGGGAAUUGAGGGCCAUGGUUACCUGAGAUAAAUGGCAGAUCCCUGGGAGUCUAGCCUUGUAGCUGUUUGCUUUAGCUUUUUCUCUCUCUGCGGCUGCUCUUCCUUUUUCGCGAGCUGCUGCUGGGUCCUGCCACGGCGGCACUGGAGAUUUCAGGAGCGACGUGGGCGCAGCGCGUGAGGAGGGGUGAGCAGCCCGCCUCACCAUGAUUCAGCUGUGGAAAGUGGUGCGGCAUGUGCGACAGCUGGAGCUCCACAGGUUGAUCCUGCUGCUCAUUGCCUUCAGCCUGAUCUCCAUGUGCAUCCUGGCUUAUUACGUCACUAACAGCCCCAAAAUCAAGGAGCCACCGCCCCUGCCCUUCAGUGACUGCAGCAACCAGCACCGCAUCUUGAUCCCACCGCAAGCUAGCUGGAGACUCACGAAAUCCGUGGACACCUCACGCACAGAUCCUGUGGUGCUAGUCUUUGUGGAAAGCAUUUACUCCCAGCUGGGGCAGGAAAUAGUGGCCAUCCUGGAAUCUAGCCGUUUUAAAUACAGGACAGAGAUCGCCCCCGGCAAAGGGGAUAUGCCCACCCUGACAGACAAAGAUAGAGGACGCUAUGCGCUUAUUAUCUAUGAGAACAUCCUCAAAUAUGUGAACCUAGAUGCUUGGAACCGAGAGCUGCUGGACAAAUACUGUGUAGAGUACGGAGUAGGGAUCAUAGGCUUUUUCAAAGCAAACGAGAACAGCCUGCUCAGUGCACAGCUCAAGGGUUUCCCCCUUUUCCUACAUUCCAACCUGGGGCUGCGGGACUAUCACAUCAAUCCUAGUGCUCCCCUGCUCUAUGUCACUCGGGCUAACGAGGUGGAACAGGGUCCUCUGCCUGGUGAUGACUGGACUGUGUUUCAGUCAAACCACAGCACCUACGAGCCAGUGCUGUUGGCCAGCACGAAGUCCUCGGAGUCCAUUCCUCACCUGGCCACUCACAAAGCGUUGCAUGCCACCGUGGUGCAGGACCUGGGUCUGCACGAUGGGAUCCAGCGGGUUCUCUUUGGCAAUAACCUCAAUUUUUGGCUGCACAAACUCAUUUUUGUGGAUGCCAUUGCCUACUUGACUGGCAAACGCCUCUGUCUCACACUUGAUCGUUACAUCCUUGUCGACAUUGACGAUAUAUUUGUGGGAAAAGAGGGCACUCGCAUGAAAGUGUCUGAUGUAGAGGCUUUACUGAGCACCCAGAAUAAGCUGAGAACGUUAGUCCCAAAUUUCACCUUCAACCUGGGCUUCUCAGGGAAAUUCUACCACACAGGUACAGAUGAGGAAGACGAAGGGGAUGACAUGCUGCUCAAACACAGGAAGGAGUUCUGGUGGUUCCCUCACAUGUGGAGUCACAUGCAGCCUCAUCUUUUCCACAAUGUCACUGUGCUGGCUGAGCAGAUGAAGCUCAACAAACAGUUUGCUGUGGAGCAUGGGAUUCCCACAGACUUGGGCUAUGCAGUAGCCCCCCAUCAUUCUGGGGUUUAUCCUGUGCACACACAACUUUAUGAAGCAUGGAAAUCCGUUUGGAACAUCCAAGUAACGAGCACAGAGGAAUACCCACACCUACGACCUGCCCGGUACCGGCGUGGAUUCAUCCAUAAUGGAAUCAUGGUUCUGCCUCGACAGACUUGUGGUCUCUUUACUCACACUAUCUUCUAUAAUGAAUAUCCUGGUGGCUCAAAGGAGUUGGACAAGAGCAUCCGUGGUGGUGAGCUCUUCCUGACGGUGCUUCUGAACCCAAUAAGCAUCUUCAUGACCCACCUGUCCAACUAUGGGAAUGACCGUCUAGGACUGUACACUUUUGAGAGCCUGGUCAAGUUUGUGCAGUGCUGGACCAACCUUCGCCUGCAAACAUUGCCUCCAGUCCAGCUUGCAAAAAAGUAUUUUGAAAUCUUUCCCCAGGAGAAGAAUCCCUUGUGGCAGAAUCCCUGUGAUGAUAAAAGGCACAAGGAUAUCUGGUCCAAAGAGAAAACAUGUGAUCGACUCCCCAAGUUCCUCAUCGUAGGACCUCAAAAAACUGGCACAACAGCUGUGCACUUCUUCUUGACCAUGCAUCCAGCUGUCACCAGUAACUUCCCAAGUCCAUCCACCUUUGAGGAGAUCCAGUUUUUUAAUGGUCCCAACUAUCAUAAAGGAAUCGAUUGGUACAUGGAAUUCUUUCCCAUCCCCUCCAAUGCCAGCACAGACUUCAUGUUUGAGAAGAGUGCCAAUUACUUUGACACAGAGGUGGUACCAAAACGCGGUGCAGCCCUACUGCCUCGAGCCAAAAUCAUUACUGUUCUGAUCAACCCUGCUGACCGAGCCUAUUCGUGGUAUCAGCACCAGCGUGCUCACAAUGACCCUGUGGCGCUCAAUUACACCUUCUACCAAGUGAUCUCUGCGAAACCCCAGGCCCCUCAGGAACUGCGCAACCUGCAGAGCCGGUGCCUGCUCCCUGGCUGGUACUCCACACACCUGGAGCGCUGGCUCACAUACUACCCCUCAGGGCAGCUUCUCAUUGUGGAUGGUCAGGAGCUGAGACACAACCCUGCCUCUGUAAUGGACAACAUCCAGAAGUUCUUGGGAGUUACGCCGCUCUUCAACUACACCCAGGCCCUCAGAUUUGAUGAAACAAAAGGAUUUUGGUGCCAGCUGCUAGAUGGAGGAAAAACUAAAUGCCUAGGAAAGAGUAAAGGAAGAAAAUACCCUGAUAUGGAUUCCUUGUCACGGCUGUUUCUUAGAGACUUCUACCGGGAACACAACAUUGAACUAUCCAAGCUGAUGAACAGACUUGGGCAGCCCCUUCCAACCUGGCUCCGAGAGGAACUGCAGAACUCCAGCUGGAGCUGAGAGGGACGCCCCUGCCCCCAGUGCCAUUGGGAUGUGUGGUGCUCCAAUGUGUGCCAUGAUGCCAUCUCUUGUGAAGCCAAAACAACUGGACAAAUGAGCAGGAGCCAAGAAUGUGCAUGUGGAGCCUUUCCUGACCCUUGGAGAGGGCUGCUGCCUCUGACAUAGAGUGAAAGUCACAUUCUUGAGUAUUAAUGGUGUGUUAGUAUUUGACUUUUAUUUACAGGACAGAUUUGGAAUGCCUGCCCUACUAUGAGCAGAGGAGAGAGCCCAGUUAACACUUUCUGUAUGUUUAAAUUACUUUUCUCAGUCUCUGAAACCAGCACUAGCUGGAAUUAAUGUGUUAUUCCUCUGAGCCCAGAAGUAAACUGCAGAGUGAGCUAUUGAGCCCACUGCUGAGGAGAGCAGCAGCCUAAAAAAAAAGGGGAAUCUAGUCCAGUGAACCCCAAAUUCUAUCCGUAUGUGGCAUGGCAAGGUACAGGAAUGCCUUGUUCCUCCCCCUGGAGAGCAUGGUGGCCAUGCCCAUUGCUUACAGUGCCACUGCGUGUGGAUGGUGGGGACUGCACCUUCCGGGACACAGCUGUGCUAGACAAGGAAGAUUGCCUCUCCUUACCUGCAGCACUUUGGGUGUGACACAGUGCCCAGUGCCUCUCUCAGAGGCAGUGGGAGAUAAGGCAAAGCUGCAGGUAUUGACAGACACAGAAUUGCUUUGUUAUCUUAGGGAAGAGGUUGCCACACAUGGCAAUGUGGCAAGUAUUUCUCUGCAGGGACUUUGACAUUUCAAAAGAUAACCAAGGAGCACUAAUGUCCCCAUAAAGCACUUUAGAGGCAUGUGUCAGUGCAGCACAGCAGCUGGGGGAGGCAAAGCUCAGGUAUUGUCAAAUAAGGCUGAUAAGACAGCUGAAAGCAAACAAUUUGGUUCUCCAUGUCCAGUCAGCGAAAAAAAAGCAACAUUUUUCCCUCUCCAACAACUCCAGGGCCCGAACCACAUAUUCCAAUAGCUAGCACCUUUUUUUAUCUUCUUGCAGUCUAAUAAUCCAAGAAGAAAAGCAAAAAAACAGUAAAAAGUAAGUAUUGUUCAGAUAUAAAGGGAAGGCUUUGCACCAGAAGUGAUUUCCCAUGUCCAAAAGGGGCUGUUCAUUUUCUUACUUCUGCAUGUGGUCAAGUAAGUACACUAAAGGUGCUCUGCUGCCUCCUGCAGUUGCUGGAUAAUUACUCUCAGAGGAAACCCUCCAUCAUGGUUGCACAUGUUUUCUGUCCCUGAGCCGUGGGCUUCUGCAGUGGUGUGGGCCAUCGUCCCUCCUUCCUCAGCAGAGAUGGUCCUUGGAGGUUGCUGCAGUUCUAGGGAACAGAGGGGCAGGAUCCACAUGAACACAGGUUAUGGAAACUUCCAGUGUCGUGAGCUAUUUCUCUCCUAUCUCGAGAGAAGUUGCUUCAAUUGAGCUUUUCCGUUGAGCCUUAGGUAUUGUGUGUUUCUGAAUGAAUGGUGCAUUUACCAUUGUAUGUAAAUGUAUAUAGUAUGCAAUAUAGUAUUUUAUUUCAUGUGCCCUUGGAAAGGGUUAUUUUGUGCAGCCAAAAACAGGACGGAAAGACAAGAAACCGCUCUCUCACUCCUGUUAGAGAGAAAAGCCCAACUUCCUGCACUGGAUUCAUGUAUAGCAUCAUUCACAUUGAAUGAUAAUGAAGAAAUUCUUGGCUCUCGAAGCUGAGCACGUGUCUGAAUAAAGGCUAGAAGUAGUAGUAAGUAAGUGGAGAUUCAAUAAAUGUACUACUUAUUUUUCUUCUCUG
This is a messenger RNA of Empidonax traillii (willow flycatcher), 5040 nucleotides long. It is a transcript of the gene NDST2, whose product is annotated as N-deacetylase and N-sulfotransferase 2. The transcript has 15 exons. Gene Ontology annotation, cellular component: Golgi apparatus. The record is from RefSeq and is a predicted model, not a curated record. Lineage: Eukaryota; Metazoa; Chordata; Aves; Passeriformes; Tyrannidae. Gene Ontology annotation, molecular function: heparan sulfate N-sulfotransferase activity; deacetylase activity. Bases 616 to 3255 code for a protein of 879 amino acids.